This is a messenger RNA of Lytechinus variegatus (green sea urchin), 1647 nucleotides long. RefSeq names its product acyl-coenzyme A thioesterase 3-like. NCBI's taxonomy places the organism in Eukaryota, Metazoa, Echinodermata, Echinoidea, Temnopleuroida, Toxopneustidae. The coding region runs from base 347 to 1489 and encodes 380 amino acids. The transcript has 8 exons. Gene Ontology annotation, molecular function: fatty acyl-CoA hydrolase activity. The record is from RefSeq and is a predicted model, not a curated record. Gene Ontology annotation, biological process: acyl-CoA metabolic process; fatty acid metabolic process.
UUCGGGUGGAUCACUUUGUAAUGCAUCUUCCCUUAAUAUUGCACCGUUCACUUGACAAUAGAUUUUGAUCUUCGGAUGACCGGAAGUGAAUACACGGAGUAAGGUCGUCUUGAGGUCUUCCUUACGGGCCAGUGAGGAUACGUGGCUGCUGCAUACUAUUCUAUUUAUGAACACGAUACAGUCUGUCGCCAUCUUGAAUACGCAGGAGGAAUUUACCAAUACAGCUAUAUUUUGCUCGUUCUUCUCGCCCUAUUUUGAUAAGAUGAUAUUUCAUGUGAUAGAAGUGAUAUGAAGAUAACCGACUGCUACUGAAACUGAGUGGACUUUAUACUACCCCGCAAAGAAGAUGAUGGAAGUCUAUACAAUCUGCUUCCCAUAUGCUUCGUCGCAGCCUUCGUUAGGGGGAACCUAUCGAGGGAUUGAACCCCUCGGACCUUUGUGGAGUAUGCAUGCUUCCUCAACCCGGAUACCCUUUGGUGCUUUAGGCCCAGAACAUCGCCCAGAUCAACCACUCAAUAUCUCAUUCUCCCUCCUGAACGGCCAUGUUGGUAAGGACCAGACAAGGGAUGACGUCAUGGUUGAUGAUUGUGACAUAAUAAGAGGUUUCAUGGCAGGAAACAUUGAGAGGAUUCCAAUCCAGGAGGGACCGAUGGAAGGGACGUUAUACGUACCAACAGACCGAGGUUCAAAGCCUCUUCCUGCUAUUCUUGAUUUCCGAGGAGCAGAAGAAGGCAAUCGUGAACAUCUUGCAGCCCUUCUUGCUUCUCAUGGUUAUGUUACCAUGACAACAGGAUUUCCUCUUCAAAGUGACACCCUCAUCAAUAUCAAUUAUCUUGAGCAAUUAUUCCACCGCCUGGCUUACCACAGGAUGGUUGAUGAGAGUCGAAUCGGUGUGUUAUCAAGGGGAGAUGGUGUUGCCGUUGGUCUUGGCGUAGCAUCUCAUCUUAACCAUCUUCCCCUACGGUGUCUGGUGGGUAGCAAUGGAGUCAGCUUUAAUACCUCAUUCGGCUGGAUUCUACCCGAUGGUAGUAAAACCAAUUUCUAUCCGUACUAUGAGAGAGCUAAAUCAUAUAAACCAACCAAUGGAUCAGUCAAACUCUGCUCUCAAUUUGAUCCUUUCAGGAUCGAAUCAAUAUUGAGUAAAACACCAGACUGUUUUGUGCCGGUUGAAAAUACCUCCAUUCCUUUGAUGAUGUUUAGUACCAGAGAUAAUCCUUAUCUACCAUCGCAGUACUGUAUGGGUGAGCUGAAAUCUCGGUUACGUCAUAUUGGGAGGAGUGACCAGUUGGAGGUGAUUGAAUAUUCGGACACUGGUCAUCUUCUUGACCCGACCUAUGUAUCUCAUGUCCAGUCUUCGUAUGGGAAUAUGCCAAGCAUGACAGAUGGGUUGCGAAUAGCAUGGGGAGGAGAGUCGACAUCACACGCACGAUCACAGAGAGACAUGUGGGAACGAACUUUGGCUUUCUUUAAAGAUUACCUUAAAGUAUAAAAUAUUUAGAAUUUAUGUUUCGAUUCACAGAUUCAACGUUUAUUUUCGGUCCAUUUAUCAAUCUAGAUUGUUUAAUAACGUUGCAUUGCAUUGUAAAUAUACAGGCAGCAAAUAUAAUUUGUAUCAUAGUAUCACGUAAUUGUACAAUAAAAGGUGUA